AUGUCCCAUGUAGGGCGAAACCGGCCCUGCUACUUCCCCGUCCCCUUGCGGGCGGCGCGGCGGUUUCAGUCCUUUUUGGGCGGCCCCCGGCCCAUUUCGCCGCCCGCCCGGGGCCCGUUUUCGCACCCGUUGGCGCCGCCCGACCCCGCCGCGCGGAAUAUCGCCCUGCCGCGGGCCUUCCACCGCCCGCGCGGGGCGGAGGCCCCCCCCGCGGCCCUCCAAAAACGCGCCCAGCAGGCCCUUUUACGCCAGCUCCAGCAGGAGGUGUUGUGGGAAGGGGCGGUGCUCGACCAGCCCGAGCACCACCUUAUUCGGCACUUUCUUAAGCUUCACGGCCUCCCCCGCUACCGCCAGGCCCGCGGGAUGAUGGUGGUCGGGGGAAAGGAGAUGCUCCGCGAGCUCUGCGGCCGCGGCUUCGCCCCCCGGCAUCUUCUUUUAACCGCCGGGAAGCCGCUGCCGGAGUGGGCGGCGCGGCUUCGCGAGACGGCCGUCGUUCGCGUGGCGCCGUCCCUGGCCUCGACGUGCGCGCCGGGGAAUGAUGGGUACCUCGGCGAUUUUGACAUCCCGCCCCCUCCGUUGAAGGAGCGUUUGAUUGCGAACCCACAUCGCCUGCGGCGGGUUCUGGUCUUGGACAACGUGGACGAUCCUGGGGUGUUGGGGGCCGUCUUGCGAACCGCCGUGGGCUUUCAGUACGACGCCGUGAUCGCGACCAAUCAUUGUGCGGAUUUGUACGACCACCGGGUGGUCCGCGCCGCGCGGGGGGUUCACUUCCAGGACGGCGUCCCCCUUUACACCCUGCAGGAGGAGGACGGCGAUGAUGUUUAUGGCAUGCUGAACCACGUCAUCGAGCGCAAUAACCUCCUGCCGCUGGCUUUUUCGCCCCAGGAGGACCACCCCAGCGGGUUGAAUCCUGCGGGGCAGGGGGUCUUCGUGUCGAGCGUUGUCGGGGCCGCGCCGGUGGCGAUCCCGGCCCGGGGAAUUUCCCCCCCGAUCGACCACGCCCCUCCCAGGGAGUCCUUGUCGGCCUUCGCGCUCAACCGGUUUGCCCGCCACGCGGACGGGAAGGAUCGGGGCUAUCUCCUCAUUGCCGGCCCCAACCACACGCGGAAUCUCAUGCAACGGCUCGCCCGACGCGUCGGGCGGCCCACGACGCAAUUACUCCUCGAUAGUAUGCCGCCCUCGCCGGAUCUCCUGCUCUCCCUUUCCAUUGUUUUGCAUGAAUUACGGCCGAAUGGUCAUUGGGAUUACAUGCCCGUCGAUGAAAAGCACGAGGCGUCUUCGAUGGCGCUGCAAACCCGCCGGGCCUCGGUGGAGAUCGGGCCUAACCGGCUUUCGCUCGAUGCACGAAGCCUCAGCCUUGACGAACGCGCGCAAAUCCAACUGGCGGACACGCGCAACGCGUUUAAAAAAUGGCAACGCCUCCACAAAAGAAAGAAGGGCGACUAUGAGAUGUGGAUGGAUGCCGAAACCGCCCGUGUGCAGGCCCUUCAGCAGAAUGAAAUGGAAAGCCGUCUAUUUCCCUUUGAUUCGCGCCGUCAUCGUAAGACGGGCUUGCGUGGGGCGAAAGGCAUGCCAGGCUGGGUGCCGAAUAUCGUGGAUGAGUACCGAAUGCCUUUGGAUCGCGAUCGUUUAAGGAAGGAGCGCGAAUGGGCGGAAACCUUUACACGGCCUCCUAAUUAUUUUAAGAAGGAAGCCAAACAUCCACCUACCUCGACGACCUAA
This is a messenger RNA of Phytomonas sp. Hart1, 1722 nucleotides long. The record is from the annotation of a GenBank genome assembly. Lineage: Eukaryota; Euglenozoa; Kinetoplastea; Trypanosomatida; Trypanosomatidae.